GUAUUGUAUUGCUGGAUACUUAAAUUGGCCAUAAUUUCCCACUCGUCACAUCGCAUCAAACUGCAUAAAAAACCUGUCUCCGAAUGUGGCCCUGUAUUCUAUAGUAUAGUUACUCCGAAAAUCUAAACAUCGAAAGGCUUCGUUAUUUAUAUUAACAUGUUACAGGUGAACAUGUGAUGGUUGCUAUCAGAAAGACAUCGCAGCAGUUAGCCAGGCGAGUGUAACCGACUGCCAAGAGAAUGUCAAUGCAAGGGUCCAGUGUGCUGCCGUCGGCAGCGGCGACCACCAUUAGUACAUCAGAGCCUUCUCAGCAGUCUAAGCGAGAAGACUGGAGGAAAGCUAAAGAACUAGAAGAGGCAAGGAAAGCUGGUACGGCCCCUGCACUCACAGAUGAAGAAGGAAGAGACAUUAACCCACAUAUUCCGCAGUACAUAUCGACUGUUCCAUGGUAUGUAGGAUACGGUCAGCCCACUCUGAAGCAUCAGAGGCCCCAAGCUGAGAAGGAGAAGGAAUUCUCCAACAUCACCUCAUGGUACAAAAAAGGAGUAAAGGAGGGAAAUCUUGCAACUAAAUACCGAAAAGGUGCCUGUGAAAACUGCGGAGCAGUAACACAUAAGAAAAAAGAUUGUGUUGAGAGACCUCGUAAAAUUGGGGCUAAGUUUACCGGCGACCAGAUUGCUCCAGAUGAGCAUGCUCAGCCGAACCUUGACUUUGAUUACGACGGGAAACGAGACCGAUGGAACGGAUACAACCCGGAGGAGUAUGAGGCCGUGUGGGACGAGUAUGCCAAGAUUGAAGAGGCAAAGAAACAGCUGAAGUCUCAGCAACUUCAGGAAAUGGCAGUGGGGGAGUUGACUACAGAAAGAUUGGAGAGAGACAGUGAUAGUGAUGCUGAUGAUGAUAAGUAUGCGGAUGACUUUGACAUGCCCGGAACAAACUUUGACAGCAAGAGACGUAUCACAGUCCGCAACUUGAGAAUCAGAGAAGACACAGCAAAGUACUUGUACAACCUUAAUCCCAACUCAGCCUACUACGAUCCCAAGACUCGCUCUAUGAGGGAGAACCCAUUCUUGAACAAGACUGCAGAAGAGUCAAAAUUUGCUGGUGAUAACUUUGUCAGAGCCGUGGGUGAUACAAAGAAAAUGGCCACAGCGCAGUUGUUUGCAUGGGAUGCGUCUGAGAGAGGUACAGAUGUUCACCUACAGGCAGAACCUACCAAGCUAGAGUUACUUCACCAAGAGUUUGCCGUCAAGAAAGACGACUUCAAAGCCAACCAGAAAGGGAGCGUCUUGGAGCGGUACGGUGGAGCUGAGCAUCUCAAUGCACCAGCUAGAGAGCUUCUACUGGCACAGACGGAGGACUAUGUUGAAUAUUCAAAACACGGGAAUGUCAUCAAAGGUCAGGAGAGGGCAAAGGUCAAGUCUAAGUACCAAGAAGACAUUUAUAAUAACAACCAUACGAGUGUUUGGGGGUCGUACUGGAAAGAUUUCCGCUGGGGAUACAGUUGCUGUCACUCAACAGUCAGGGGGUCCUACUGCACGGGACAAGCAGGGAAAGACGCUGCCCGUGGAAACAUUAAUGUACGUGAAGAUGACAUAGAAGAAGAAGAAGAAGAAGAAGCACCCCAGUCGCUGGUUGAGCAACACCGAGAUAAACUUGAGAGAGAGCAAAAGAAGAGAGACAAGAAGAAGAAAAAGAAAAAGAAGAAGCGUCGACAUCACAGCAGCAGUGAGGAUAGUAACAGCGACAGCAAUGAAGAAGAUGAAGAUGAAAUCAAGAAGAAGAAACUGCUAGAGGCGCUGAAGAAGGAAGCAGCACACCAGCGGGAGGCGGAGCGCCUUCUUGCCAUGGAUGAAAGGAAACGACCGUACAAUAGUCUGAAAGCGAUGGACUCUCAUGCAGAACCAACUGAGGAAGAGAUGGAGGCAUUCAGAAUGAAGAGGAAGAGAUUUGAGGACCCGAUGUCACAUUUCUGAUUAUACUAUGGAGAAAUCUAUAAGGUUUUUGUUUGCAUUGUUUGUUUCUUGAUGGGCUGGAUUAGAAAGGGACUUUUUUCUCUUUUUUGGGGGGGUUGUGAGCCAAGGACUCUCAUAAAAGCAAACUUAAAGGAACACGUUGCC
Molecule: messenger RNA, 2120 nt
Organism: Asterias rubens (European starfish)
Lineage: Eukaryota; Metazoa; Echinodermata; Asteroidea; Forcipulatida; Asteriidae
Product: pre-mRNA-splicing factor SLU7-like
Exons: 16
Coding region: 240-1976 (578 amino acids)
Biological process (GO): mRNA splicing, via spliceosome
Cellular component (GO): spliceosomal complex
Molecular function (GO): pre-mRNA 3'-splice site binding
Source: RefSeq, a predicted model, not a curated record